GUUCUUUCUUGGUUUUUAAUAAUCAACCUUUUUUUUCUUGUCAUCUCACGUUUGCUUUCAGCUUAAGAUUUUCUUCCUAAUUGUUCAGCAAGUUCAAAGAGUUCAUCAAGAUUCGUGAUCAUCAAGCAUUUGACAGGUUUAUGAUCAUGAUCGAGUGCACAAACUGAUCAUUUACACAGAUUGAAAAAAUAGUGCAUACUUUCUUAAAGCCCCAUCCGAUCUCCACUGAAUCUGUUUCCGAGAGUACCCUCAAGAAAAAGAACCUUGUGUCGAUCCAUUUGUCCUAUACUGUUUUGAUGAAAAUCAUGGAUGCUUUUGCUUCCUGUUUGUUUUGACGGACAGAGGCAUAAUUUCGCAGUUGUCGUAUUUUAGUUCUAACAAAUGAGGAUAUCAAACAAAAUUUCAACUCUUUUCGGAAUUCGAUUUUGGCUUCUAAGCCUUGCAGGUGCUCUAAUGUUUUUAGUAAUGUGGACGCAACUGUGUGAAAUUAAUGAUAGAUUUCCUAGUACAAGUUUUCAGCUGCCUGUAAGAGUUCCCAGAAAAGGCCCUGAUGAUCCGCCAAUCCUAGCUUAUUGGAUAUUUGGCUCAAAAGGAGACAGUAAAAGAAUCUUGAGGCUAUUAAAGGCAGUUUAUCAUCCAAGAAAUCAGUACCUUCUACACCUUGAUGCUACUUCGUCCGACCAAGAAAUGACCGCAUUAGCCCUUUCCGUGCACUUGGAAAAGGUAUUUCGCGUAUUUGGAAAUGUUAACGUUGUAGGAAAACGUUAUCAGAUCGACCCAAUGGGGGUGUCUUCCCUUGCUGCGAUGAUUCAUGCUGGGGCUUUGCUUCUUAAACUGGACAGAAAUUGGGACUGGUUCACUACAUUAAGCACCUCAGACUAUCCACUUUUCAGUCAAGAUGAUAUCCUCUAUGCUUUGAAGUUCUUGCCUAGAGAUCUCAAUUUUGUGCACUACAAAAACAGCAAUACCUGGAAGAAGAGGCAUAAUGCUGGCCGGAUUGUUGUAGACAGCAAUCUCUAUCUUAAAGAGAAGAGUGAUAUUCUCUAUGCUGUAGAGACUAGAGAAAUACCAGAGGCAUUUCAAAUAUUUGGAGGUUCCCCUUGGAUGAUGUUAAGCAGGGCCUUGAUAGAACAUUGUGUGAAUGGAUGGGACAAUCUUCCCAGAAAACUACUAAUGUACUUGACAAAUUCACUUUUCCCUCUCGAAUCCUAUUUCCACACAAUCCUCUGCAACACACCCGAAUUUCAAAACACGACUAUUAACACUGAUUUAAGGUACAUUGUUAAGGACAUUGCUAUCGAAGUCGAACAUGGUGCAAUAAACAUGUCAAGUUAUGAUGAGUUGUCUAGGCAAGCAAUUUUUGCUAGGCCAUUGAGAGAAAAUGAUCCAAUGAUGUUAGAAAUUGACAACUACGUUCUAAAGCGUCCUCAAAAAGGAGUAGUGCCAGGAAAAUGGUGCAAGCGCAGAAGAAUGAACGAUAGCACAAGAGUUCAAAAGGCCUAUGGAGUUUUGUGCCCGACCUGGGGAGACAUCGAUGUUAUUAGCAAAAGAAUUCAAGGUAUUAAGCUUCGAAAAUUACAAAUUGUUUAUCGGUUACAAAUAGGCGUGGGCAAAAAAUCCAAAAAAUCGAUGAAAACCGGUCAAAUCAAAUUAGCUCCGGACCAUGGCACCCUUAUCGUUGCUACCACCACCAACAGCGCCACCACCUUCACUAGAUCGUGCAUAACCACCACCACACAACAAAUUUCGACACCAUCAUCAAUGCCUGAUGGCGACAUCACCAAACACCCCCGUACCAGAACAUGA
Olea europaea var. sylvestris is the source of this 1806-nucleotide messenger RNA. RefSeq names its product beta-glucuronosyltransferase GlcAT14C-like. The record is from RefSeq and is a predicted model, not a curated record. Gene Ontology annotation, molecular function: glucuronosyltransferase activity. The transcript has 6 exons. Lineage: Eukaryota; Viridiplantae; Streptophyta; Magnoliopsida; Lamiales; Oleaceae. Bases 382 to 1806 code for a protein of 474 amino acids. Gene Ontology annotation, cellular component: membrane.